AUUUUACAACCGCACAAACAAAAAAAUCAUCACGAAUAACGAGUACCCGAAGUUUUGGAAUAAAUACAAAAUCAUUAGGUACAGAUUUUGAUUGUCCAGAAGAAUUUGGUUAUUAUCCACAUCCAUCUGAUUGCACACAAUAUUAUGUAUGCGUUUUUGGUGGAGCAUUAUUAGAAAGUUGUACUGGUGGUUUAAUGUAUAGUCAUGAACUUCAAACGUGUGAUUGGCCACGAAAUGUUGGUUGUGAAGUCACUGAUAUAAAUAAAAGACUGCCAUCACAACAAUCAAAAUCAUCAUUGCAAUCAUCGCAACCAAAAGUACAAGUGAAUGUACCACAUCGUGUACGUUUUGGAACAAUACAAAGUUCAACACAACAGCCACAACAAUCAAAACCGACAAUUGCUCAACAAUAUUAUAAAUCAACAUCACAACCACAACAACAUCAAACACAACAACACCAAACACAACACCAAAUACAACAACAUCAAACACAACAACAUCAAACACAACAACAUCAAUCACAACAGCAACAUUCACAAAAACAACAACAUUCACAUAUUACAUUACCACCACCACCAGAAUAUGCAAAAGUUGCACCAAAUCCAGUUAUUACAUCAAGAGGUCAACCAAAACCAUUUACUGAUAUACACGAAGAAGAUAUUGCCAAACUCUAUGCCGAAGCUCACGAUACUUUACCACCAGCCGAAGAAGAAGAAAAUGAUCGUCAACAGAGAGUGUAUCGUGGUCAACCAAGUACUGUUGGACAAGUUCAAAGAGAUCGUGAUGGCAUCAUUCAUCAAGCGAAUGUUAAUGCAAUUCCAAAUCACGGGAAAGUUGGAUCAUAUGCUUUUAAUCAAUACAGGGUCGAAACUAAUUCACCAUCAUCACCACCAUCACAAGCAGCAAAUAUAUUCAUUCAACAAAGACCAUCAAUUGUUGAACAAAAUUCACGUAUUAAUAAUAACAAUAAUAAUAAUAAUAACUAUUAUAAUGUAUCUAAACAACAACAACAACAACAUCAACAACAAAAUUAUGAUCCAACACCAUUUGAUUCAUAUUAUUCAAUAUAUGAUGAUGAUGUUGAUAUAUAUAGAGAUGCAGAAUAUCAACAAAAACAACAACAACAACAACAACAACAACAACAGCAACAGCAACAACAACAACAACAGCAUCAUCAUAGAACAAAUAAAGUUCAAUCAUCAACAUUUCGACCAGAAAUUAUAACAUCAUCAACAGUACCACCGCCUAUUCCAAAAAUUCCAAUCCGUGAAACAUAUGUUAAUACAAAACAGGAAACACAAUAUGAUCCACCAUCUUUGGUUUAUACAUCUGACUAUGAUGAUACACUUAUCUCCCAAAUUGAACAGGAUUCCGAUUAUAAUCAGCCGACAAGAGGUCCUCCAAGAUCAAGAAUAUCAGAUGAUGAUAUUGCCAACAAAACAUCCAAACCUAAAACUAUAUCAUUAACAACAAGUUCGGGUUCUAAUAACAAGAAAAAUGAUAAAUAUUUGUAUCGUCAUUCCCUUUUGGAAUCAUCCUCUAUUCCAAUACCAGAUAUUCAAAUUGAUCCAUUUUCCUCAAAUCCUUCUCUUCCCAAUCAUAUACGAAAUGUUGAAAUACUUGAAACUGAUAACAAUCCAAUAAACGACAGACAAACAAAUAAUUUAUCUCAAUACGACUACAUAACACAACCUAGAAUUAUAACAUUACCACCUAACAAAAAUUACGUUAGAAAUAACAUUAACCCAAAUGCUAAAGCUUUCUCUGAUAAUAAAAAAGAAAAAAAAUCCAGUAUAUCAUUAAAAAAUAGUGAACGUGAAAUUGACGAUGAUGAACCUAGAAAACGAAUUUUAAACUUUGUUGUUUCUGAUGCUGAACCCCAAGCUUUUAAACCAAGUCCAAAUAGAUUGGCUCAUUCGUCUUCGUCAUCAACUGAAAGUGCUAUAAAAAGUACAACGCGGUCUCAACCAUUUAUUUCUACAGCAUCAGCCUUUUCAACAACAUUGAAAGUAACAUCUCCUGAAAAUAAAAACGAUAUUAUCACAAAAAUCCCAAAACAAACAACACAAUCUACGUUACCAUUAAGGGGACCUACACAAAAUAGCAGAGAGCGUGAAUCUUAUUUAGAACACAAAACUCAUACAUAUAGUUUGAGUUCAAGUUUGACUGGGUUUAAUUUAAGAUCACAAUCUGAUGAAUCAACUAAAAAUUAUGGAGAGGAAGUUCCUUUGUAUGUAAGACCACCCCAAAGACAUGCACCGAUGAAAGAUCAAAUUAUUGAUCCAACAACAUAUGCUCCACCACGUUCAUGGAAAUUUAACAGAACAAAUAAUUUAAGUUAUUCAGAUAAUGGAACAAACACCCUUGAUGAUAACCAAGAGUCUGAUACAUUUUUAGCUCCAUCUAUUAAAGAGGAACCUUCAAAUGCAAGUGAUGUUGGAAUAAAUAAAUUCCAAAAUGAAAAUACAAGCAAUUCUUUUGCUAACCAAAAGCUUGUUUCAAAUGAAAAUAUAUCAAUAACAGAACGUCCACCUUAUCAAACUUAUACAACGAGAGCUUUAAUAUUCAAAGAUAAUUUGAGUAAAUCAUACGAAACAACAGGGCCAACAAAGUUUGUGUCGCCGUAUAAAAGUUUAGAAACAAUUUUGCAAGACAAAGAAGAAAAAUUCAAAUUUACCACUAACAAGCCUCAAUUAAAAAAUAGAAUUACAUCUCCCACCCCAUUUUUGUACAAUCCACAGAAAAUAAAUAAAAAUGUUUUUGCAUUAAACAAUACGGCUCGGAUUUCUAGUAAUUAUACUCCAAAAUCCCCCAGCGUUUAUUAUACAACACCUUUUCAAAAAAUUAUAACUGCUGCUUUGUCUUCAUCUCCUUCUAUAUCAUCAACUCCAUAUAAUUUGGCAACAAUCAGACAUCCUAGUUCAACAACUAUCUCAACUACUACUCCUCCAACGUCUUCCACAACACCAAUUAGUACAACCCAAAAAACUACAGCUCAGACCAUUCCAACAACUACAUCGACAACCACAUCAACAACCACAACUACAACCACCACAACUACUACAACUACAACAACGACCACUCCACCACCUUUUAUAAAUUCAUUUAGUGGAACAUCACCCAGGGGUAUUUUUUCCAGCACAACCUUAAUGUUUGACAGAUCAACUGAAAAUUCGACGUUUUUAAAUAACAGUGAGAAUAAUGAAAAUAAUUAUAGAGGUCGAUCACGUUAUACAAUUGGAUUUUCAAAUUCAUUAGAAACUGAUGAACCAACUACUUAUGCACCAAAGUUAAAAUUACCAUCAACUCAAAGUGACCCUGUAUACAACCCAAAAAGAAUAACAAUUCCUUCAACUACUGCUUCUACAAUAGCAGAAUUAUAUAAAAGGAAGCAACCUCGUACGAAACCUACAACGCCACGGGUGUAUGUUACAAGACCGCGUUCAAAAUCACGUUUUGAGUUUGCAGCUCUAAUAUCUGAUUCAACUGAACCACCUCUUUCAGAAUAUGGUUCUUCUACGGCACAAGCGACGUCCAAAAAAUUGGAGGAAUUAAUAGCGGUUUUAGAAAAUUUAUCAACUGAAUCAUUACAAAUGCCAAAUUUAACAUUUGGUUCAGAUUAUUUUAGUAAAUUUAUAACCAGUGAACCAAAAACUUAUCAAGCAGAAAACGAAGCCGAAAAAGUAGUUGAAAUUACAGACAGACCUGCUCAAUUUUUUUCAAGAUAUCGUCAACUUGCUACCGAAAAAUCAUUAGCUAGUGCAAUACAAACAUCAUACCAAAAAGAAUCUGAAAGCAAUUCUAACGCACAAAAUGAUAGAAAUGAUUCAGGUGAAGCGGAAAGACGUUUCGGAAAAAAAUUCGGAAUGAUUGAUUAUGUUAGUAGUAAAAAUUUUAAACCAGAACCAAGAAUAUCAUCUUCAACACUAAGAGAUUUCCAAAUUCCAAGAAGAGAAUAUAUUGAAGAUAUCACUGAGGCAAUUGGUGGUACAUUAUCUAUUGAAACUACACCAUCAACGUAUACCGAAAUGACAACAGAACCAUAUUUAGCAUUUAUAAACACAACAUUGACCGAAUAUUUGACAGAACAGUUAAAAAACUUGACAUUACCUAAUACAACAACAACAACAUCGACUACAACAAGUGCGACAUCAACAGAAAAAUUAACAAAUACGACAUAUCCAAAAUUAUUGCUCCCACCCCGCGCAUCCAGAGUAAAUAAUGCCAUCAAAACAUCGAUAGCUGCAUCAAGUAGGAGUAAGGUGAACAAUCAAAAUGUGAAUUCCAAAUGUGCAGAUAAUACACCCAAUGCCAAAUGCAACGAAAUACCUUCGAGAUCCAAUAAUAGAAAUAGAGGAAGUGGUUCACAAUAUUCCAUUUCAGAUGUUGAUAAACAAUUAUCAACUGUUACUUCAAAUAGAGGAACACAUCCACCACGUUCUCGUCCGACGUUAAAACCAUCUGGAUCAAUAGUAUCAAAAGCAUCAGAAUUCAUUGAUAUAUAUAGAUAUCCACCAUCAAGACCAAAUCCAAUUUAUCCGCAACCAACACCAGAUAAAACAGCAGCUAAAUGUAGAAAAGAUGUAUGCUUAUUACCUGAUUGUUAUUGUGGAGGAAAAGAAAUUCCAGGCGAUCUACCAAUUGAACAAGUUCCACAAAUAGUUUUAUUAACUUUCGAUGAUUCGGUUAAUGAUUUAAAUAAACAAUUGUAUACUGAUUUAUUUGAAAAAGGACGCGUAAAUCCAAACGGAUGCCCAAUUACUUCAACAUUUUAUGUGUCACAUGAAUGGACCGAUUAUAGUCAAGUACAAAAUUUAUAUGCCGAUGGUCAUGAAAUGGCAUCACAUACUGUAUCUCAUAGUUUUGGUGAACAAUUUUCACAAAAGAAAUGGACACGUGAAGUUGCAGGACAACGUGAAAUAUUAGCUGCAUAUGGUGGUGUUAAACAAUCUGAUAUACGUGGUAUGAGAGCACCAUUUUUAUCGAUAGGUGGUAAUAAAAUGUUUAAAAUGUUAUACGAUUCAAAUUUCACAUAUGAUUCAUCGAUGCCGGUCUAUGAAAAUCGUCCACCAAGUUGGCCAUAUACAUUAGAUUAUAAAAUUUUCCAUGAUUGUAUGAUACCACCAUGUCCAACAAAAAGUUAUCCUGGUGUAUGGGAAGUUCCUAUGGUUAUGUGGCAAGAUUUAAAUGGUGGAAGAUGUUCAAUGGGUGAUGCAUGUUCAAAUCCAGCUGAUGCUGAAGGUGUUUAUAAAAUGAUUAUGAAAAAUUUUGAACGUCAUUAUACAACAAAUAGGGCACCAUUCGGUUUAUUCUAUCAUGCUGCUUGGUUUACACAACCACAUCAUAAGGAAGGUUUCAUUCAAUUUUUAGAUACAAUUAAUUCUAUGAAUGAUGUUUGGAUUAUUACAAAUUGGCAGGCAAUACAAUGGGUUAGACAUCCUACACCAAUUUCUAGAUUAAAUCAAUUCCAACCAUUCCAAUGUGAUUAUUCGGAUCGUCCAAAAAGAUGCAAUAAUCCAAAAGUCUGUAAUCUUUGGCAUAAAUCUGGUGUAAGAUAUAUGAGAACAUGUCAACCUUGCCCCGAUAUCUAUCCAUGGACCGGUAAAACUGGUAUUAGAUCUUCGAGAAUCGAUAAUGAUAUUGAUGAAUAAUUUAUAUUUUAAUAAAAAAAAAAACACUCUUAGAAUUAUAAUUUUAAAUAAAAAAAUUUUAAAAAAAUUUUGUAAAAAAAAAAAAUUUUAAUAAUUUUACAAAAAAUCAAAAAAAAAUUAAAAAAAAAAAACAAAAAAUUUUAAAAUAUUUUUUUUAUAGCUAGAAAGAAUUUGAGUUAAACAAUUUGAGUGAAAAAUUUAAAAAUUGAAAAAGAAAAACAUUUAUUUUCCACCCACUUUGAAAACAUAAAAAACACAAAUAAAUUAAACUCAAAAAUUUCCACUCAAAAUAUUUAUUCGAAAAAUAAAAAAUCUUAAUUUUUUUUGUAUUAUUUAAUUUUAUUACAUAGCCAUAGUUUAUUAUGAAUUUUAGAGUAAUUUUUUUUUUUUUUUUUUGAUAUUUUAUAUUUUAAGAUUUAAUAAUUAUUUUAUUGAAAAGAAAAAAAGUAAACUAAAUGCCAAUUUAAUAUAAUAAAUAAAAAAAAAAAACAAAACUAAUAAAUGUAAAAAGGAAGAAGAAAGCGACAGACAGACAAAUUCAAAUUUGUGAUAAACAACGAAAACAAAAAUAAAAAAGACAUUAAAAAUUCAUUUAAAAUAUGAACAUUAAAAUCAUCAAAAUUAUGAAAUUCAAAACAAAAUCUUCAUUGUGUUAGAAUAAAAUAAAUUUCCAAAAAUUAAUUUACAAAUUCUUUAAUUUGUCAAAAUUUAAAUAAAUUUAUUUUUUGAAAAUAUAUUUUAUUCGACAAUUUCAUGUACAAUAUUUCAUUUUUCAUUUUAUAUUCUAUAUUACACAAUUAUCAAGCUAUAAUAGUUGUUAAAAUUCAGAUAAAAGACAAACCAUUAAUUGAAAUAUAUAAAAAAAAAAUUUAUGGAAAAAUUGUUAAAAAUAUUUUAUGGAACAAUUAAAGAACUUAAUUUUAUGCAAGUACCUUUGACCACUAUUUCAAAAUACAUAAAUAAAAUAUAAUGAAAUGAAAAUGAAAUUUGAACAUGAAUUUGUAUAUGAACAAAAAAAAAA
Messenger RNA from Condylostylus longicornis, 6672 nucleotides. RefSeq names its product putative mediator of RNA polymerase II transcription subunit 26 (gene Cda5). Gene Ontology annotation, molecular function: hydrolase activity, acting on carbon-nitrogen (but not peptide) bonds. The coding region runs from base 195 to 5651 and encodes 1818 amino acids. The transcript has 11 exons. Gene Ontology annotation, biological process: carbohydrate metabolic process. The record is from RefSeq and is a predicted model, not a curated record. Lineage: Eukaryota; Metazoa; Arthropoda; Insecta; Diptera; Dolichopodidae.